This is a messenger RNA of Merops nubicus (carmine bee-eater), 2842 nucleotides long. RefSeq names its product methylcytosine dioxygenase TET1-like. NCBI's taxonomy places the organism in Eukaryota, Metazoa, Chordata, Aves, Coraciiformes, Meropidae. The annotation marks the transcript as partial. The transcript has 4 exons. The record is from RefSeq and is a predicted model, not a curated record. Gene Ontology annotation, molecular function: DNA 5-methylcytosine dioxygenase activity. Gene Ontology annotation, biological process: positive regulation of transcription by RNA polymerase II; oxidative demethylation. Gene Ontology annotation, cellular component: nucleus.
UUAGAAAACAAACCAGUAAAUGGCCGCAGACCAGAACUCAUGGAAUGCAGUAUAUGUGGUCAUGGUGAAAAAUACAGGGUGAAAACAAUCCAAACCGUGCCCAUUGACAAUGUGCAGUCUAAGGAGAAGGAAAGAAUGACCGGCCUAGAAGCAGAGAAGUGGGCACAUAACGAGAAGCCAUCUUUUGGUGUCCAUGUCAACGGAGAUAUCCAUGGAACUGUGGUGGGCACCGAACACUUGAAAAUCUCUCAAGAAAGUGAAAGAGCAGUUUCUCCCAGUCAGUUAGCUCAGCAAAAAAAAUCAUUUGCACACACCAUCAAAAAUGGCAUAAAACCCCUACAUUAUUCACCAUCAGAAGCAGCUGGUUCGCUAAAAAAAGUCUCCACAGAGGAAAGGCCAGACUUGACAAGCAACUCCCAUAUGCAAUGGAUGAAGGGCACCGAUCUGAACAACAUAGUAAACACUCUUGCGGCUGGCGCUGGCUGUGUUCACCCAGAAAGAGAAGGAAAUAUUUUAAUGAAAGAGGAAAACUGCACUUGCAGCAUCUUUGAGGAUUCUGGUAAGUUCAUUCUGCAGACGAGUUCCACUUUGGACCCUCAAGAAAGCCUGUGUUGUCCUCCACUCCCUGAAGAGGAAGCAUGUGUGGGGAAAGCUGGCUCUGAAGUACCUAACACAGAGACACAGCAUGAGGAUUCCUUGCUCCAGCCAACUUUCUUGUCCCUGAUUAAAACCAGAAACUUAACUGUAGAGCAGGUUGUAGCUAUUGAAGCUUUAACACAGUUAUCUGAAGUCCCUUUAGAAACAACUUCACCGGCUAAACCUGAAAGUGCUGAAUGCACAAAAGAAAUGACUUCCAGCUUGCUCCAUAGUUACAAAAGGGAUAUCUCCUCCUCCUUCACAUCUUCUGCGUUAAAAGAAAUCAAAGACACUUACUUACAGAAUGAACAGCAGCUCUUGGCUCACUGCGCUCACUCGCAGAAGCAGCUCCCUAGUAAGGACCCGUUAUACAACGGGCAAAGUUCAGUUUCUGAGUUGUGUGAUAGACCUGCCAGUCUGACUGGUGAGAUGUAUAAACUGCAGUUAUCCUCGAGAGAUACCAAAACUUUAUCUGACUUAACAUCAAAUGCAAAGUCGUUUUCAGGAUAUACUACCAAGAAAAGUUACACUCAUGAUCCAGUCACUCUCACGAGGUAUUGCAACGCUUCACAUAAUGUCCAGCAAACAAGUAGCAACUUGGAAACCCUUGGCCAAUUAGAGCAAAAGCCAACCUGUAAUGAUUUGAACUUGGAAGCUGGUUCUUUGAUUAAAGAAGGAGGAAUUCAUAGCCAGGAUGAAGAGGAUGUAGCUACGCAACUAACUCAGCUUGCGGCGCUAAUUGAAUCAAACCAGACAAAUCCAGAGCAGAAGAAUGACAUAAAGGCAUCACUGCUUAAUCUAAUUUCGCAUGAGAGGCAGCCAAAAAAUAACCAAGAUGUGUUGCAGAAAAAAGAAUCUGUAUUUUUUAGGCAUAAUUACGGUUCCUUACUCUUAAAGCAAAAACAACCAACAAAUAAAAAAGGAAAUGCUGUACCGUGGAAACCAAGGCACAAAAAGAAGCCUCAAGAAGCACGCUAUCAACAAAAUAAUCAAAACCAGCUAGAGCUGUUGUCAUGCCAGCAUAGUGAGUUACAAGACAUUUGGAUAUCAUCAAAACUGCACAAGCUUGGUCAUGCCAUGCCACAGGACUCCAGAAUAGCUCUGUCUGAAAAAAAAUCUCCAAGAACCAAAGUACAGAGAACACCGAAUCAAAAUACUUUAGCAUCACAAGAAAAAACUAGAUUAUUUCUCCCACAAACGCAGAUAAAAUUCCAUAGAUGUUUACCUGAGGUAGCGCAAGAGAAAAAAAAAGACAGAUUGUUUGGCUGUGAAGUGGUGAACGAACAAAUCCAAACGUCAGGCUCCGGUGACCCACUAAGUGCUGAUCCAACAAAACCCGCAGCUGUUGCACGUGACCUGCCCUCCCGUAAUCCCCUGGCCGUUUCACAGUUGAAAACGGCAUCCUUGCUGAACAGACCAAGUGAAAACCUACAGAUGUUUACAGAAAAAUGUAGUUCUCAGGUACAGCAAACAGCGAAUCUCAGUCAGGCGCAUCAAACUUUUAAUCAGUCUAACCUGAGAGCUAACAAAAUGCGUGGCGAAGACAAAGCCUAUGCCCAGCAGGGUGCUGUAGAACAACGAGCGGAGCCGAAGCCGCGGGUGCUGCCUGUUCCCUGUGGUGGGACCCAGGUGCCAGGUGCUGUUGAAGCUCUCAGGAAUGUGGAGUGUGCGAGCGAAGGGACCGUUCUGACGUCAACCAGUUUGGGUGCUGACCACCCACAGAGCACGGGUGACUCAGGGUGUUCUCCAGCAAAAAACACACUCAGCAGUUUUCUUGAAUCACCUAUGAAAUUUCUUGAUACCCCUACAAAAAAUUUAAUAGAUACACCUACAAAAAAAGGACAAUCUGAAUUGCCAACUUGUGACUGUGUUGAGCAAAUCAUAGAGAAAGAUGAAGGCCCAUAUUACACACACCUCGGGACAGGACCAAGUGUUGCUGCUGUGAGAGAAAUAAUGGAGAACAGGUAUGGAGCAAAAGGAAGCGCUGUGAGAAUAGAGGUAGUGGUUUACACGGGAAAGGAAGGAAAAAGCUCUCAGGGCUGUCCAAUUGCCAAGUGGGAGCCAGGAAAUGAGGUAACAGACACGAGCUCUAGGGGAGAGCUUGGAAAGAAUUGAUUUUCCUUAAUCUUUGCUGAAACCACGCAGGGAGGUAAAAAGUAGAGUGGAAAUCUUGUAAACUGAGUUUUGGAAAAUAAAAGGAUGUGGU